UUGGUUUUCCUGGGUUGGCCAAAAAUUGUCAAACCUUGCCAAUUUUUUAGUUAUAAUUAGAGUUGGUCCGAUACCUGUUUGUGUAGAACUUUCUCGGGGAAAAGUGUUGUCAGUUAUGAACUUUCUGGGACGAGAUUUUGGACGAUUCAUGGUUAUGGAAAUCCUAAAAAUCAUUGUCAGAUGAGGCCGGAGAAUCGUGGUCAAUUAUCUUUACCUCCUUCCACAAUACAAUUUCAAUGUCCGCCACGUCCAAAUCAUGGAACUGAAGGGCGUCCAAUUCUUUUGCGUGCUAAUCACUUCAAAGUUACUAAUUCUGGUGGUUAUGUCCAUUUUUAUGCUGUUGAAAUUCAACCAGACAAAUGCCCUCGUAAAGUCAACAGAGAAAUAAUAAAUACAAUGGUUGAUUCAUGUAAAUUAUUUAAUAAUUUCAAACCUGUAUAUGAUGGAAAAAAGAAUUUAUAUACAAAAGAAGCUUUGCCUUUUGGACAAGAAAGAGUUGAAUUGGAUGUUGUUAUGCCUGGUGAUUCUGCUGUUGAUAGAAAAUUUAGAGUUGCUUUAAAGUUAGUAAGCCGUGUUUCUUUACAAGCUUUGGAAGAUGCGAUGGCUGGCCGUAUUAGACAAAUCCCACCAGAAUCAGUGCAAGCAAUGGAUGUCAUUCUUCGACAUCUUCCAAGCAUGAAAUAUACUCCAGUUGGUCGUUCAUUUUUCUCCUCACCUCCGGUAGCUUUAGGCGCUCAACACAUUACCGUUUCUGGUGGUCCUGGAGGCGGUGGAGGUGGCGGAGGAGGAGGUGGAGGUCCUCAAGGUGUUGAUAAACUUGGUGGACUUGGUGGUGGAAGAGAAGUUUGGUUUGGAUUUCACCAAAGUGUACGCCCAAGCCAGUGGAAAAUGAUGCUCAAUAUUGACGUUUCUGCAACUGCCUUUUAUCGUAAAAUGCCUGUGAUAAAUUUUAUGGCUGAAGUUUUGGAAUUACCAAUGCAGGCACUUAAUGAUAGAAGAAAUUUAUCUGAUCCUCAACGUGUUAAAUUUACAAAAGAAAUAAGAGGACUUAAAAUUGAAAUUACUCAUUGUGGACAAAUGAGAAGAAAAUAUCGUGUUUGUAAUGUUACUAGAAAACCAGCUCAAUCACAAACAUUCCCUUUAUUACUUGAAAAUGGUUUAUCUAUUGACUGUACUGUUCUCAAAUAUUUUAAUGACAAAUAUCACAUGCAAUUAAAAUAUCCACAUCUUCCUUGUUUACAAGUUGGCCAAGAACAAAAACAUACUUAUUUACCUUUGGAAGUUUGUGAAAUUGUUUCUGGACAGAGAUGUAUUAAAAAAUUGUCUGAUACUCAAACGUCUACAAUGAUUAAGGUCACAGCACGUAAUGCUCCAGAUAGAGAAAAGGAAAUUUCUGCACUUGUUAGACGUGCUGAAAUUGUUCAUGAUCCUUUUGCUCAAGAAUUUGGAAUUUCAAUUAAUUCUACUAUGACAGAAGUUAAAGGACGUGUUUUAAAUGCCCCAAAACUUUUGUAUGGAGGAAGAACAAAAGCUACAGCAUUACCAAAUCAAGGAGUUUGGGAUAUGCGAGGAAAACAAUUUCAUACAGGUAUUGAAGUUAAGACUUGGGCAAUUGCUUGUUUUGCACAACAAAAUCAUGUUAAAGAAAAUGAUCUCAGAAAUUUCACUGGCCAUUUACAAAAAAUAUCCGCAGAUGCAGGAAUGCCAAUUCAAGGUCAACCCUGUUUUUGCAAAUAUGCUGUAGGUGUUGAUCAAGUCGAACCAAUGUUUAAAUACUUGAAACAAAAUUUUCCUGGAUUACAAUUAGUUUGUGUUGUACUUCCUGGCAAAACUCCUGUUUAUGCUGAAGUUAAACGUGUUGGAGACACAGUUUUGGGUAUAGCUACUCAAUGUGUUCAGGCAAAAAAUGUUACAAAAACAACUCCACAAACUCUUUCAAAUUUAUGCCUAAAAAUGAAUGUUAAACUUGGUGGUGUUAACAGUAUUUUACUUCCUGCCGUCCGUCCACGUAUCUUUAACGAACCAAUAAUUUUUCUUGGUGCUGACAUAACACAUCCACCUGCAGGGGAUUCUCGUAAGCCUUCAAUUGCUGGUGUUGUUGGAAGUAUGGAUGCACAUCCUUCACGUUAUGCUGCAACAGUUAGAGUACAACAACACAGACAUGAAAUAAUUUCUGAACUUACAUUUAUGGUUAGAGAGCUGUUAAUUCAAUUUUAUCGAAAUACUCGGUUUAAACCUACUAGAAUUAUUGUUUAUCGUGAUGGUGUUAGUGAAGGACAAUUUCUUAAUGUUCUUCAAAGUGAACUUCGUUCAAUGCGUGAAGCUUGUAUGAUGCUUGAAAGAGGUUAUCAACCAGGAAUAACAUUUAUUGCUUUACAAAAACGUCAUCAUACAAGACUUUUUGCUGUUGAUAAAAAGGAUCAAGUCGGCAAAGCUUUCAAUAUCCCGCCCGGUACAACUGUUGAUGUUGGUAUUACACAUCCAACAGAAUUUGAUUUUUAUUUGUGUUCUCAUGCUGGAAUUCAGGGAACUUCACGUCCUUCACAUUAUCAUGUUCUCUGGGAUGACAAUAAUCUUUCUGCCGAUGAACUUCAACAACUUACUUAUCAACUUUGCCAUACUUAUGUUCGUUGUACACGCUCAGUUUCUGUACCGGCGCCUGCUUAUUAUGCUCAUUUGGUUGCUUUUAGAGCUCGUUAUCAUUUGGUUGAUAGAGAACAUGACAGCGGUGAAGGAAGUCAACCUUCUGGAACUAGUGAAGAUACAACUUUGAGUAAUAUGGCUAGAGCUGUACAGGUUCAUCCUGAUGCUAAUUCGGUGAUGUACUUUGCUUGACACUCAAAAAUUUGUCAAAAAUUUUUAAAAGGAUGAGGUUUUUUUUGAUUGACACAACAGACACUCUCAAUAUGGACAACAACCAACAGCAACAUUCAGUUUGUUUUUUUUUUGAGGGAAGUAUUUU
This is a messenger RNA of Meloidogyne enterolobii, 2962 nucleotides long. Lineage: Eukaryota; Metazoa; Nematoda; Chromadorea; Rhabditida; Meloidogynidae. The record is from the annotation of a GenBank genome assembly.